Messenger RNA from Racocetra fulgida, 219 nucleotides. The record is from the annotation of a GenBank genome assembly. NCBI's taxonomy places the organism in Eukaryota, Fungi, Glomeromycota, Glomeromycetes, Diversisporales, Gigasporaceae.
AUUGCUGAACUUAGAAAGAAGUAUACUAAGGUUGAAGCUAAAAAGGCUGAACUUGAAGUUAAAAAUACUGAGCUUUUAAAACAGAUUAUGGAAGAAAACAGCAAAUAUGAAGCUAAUUAUACAAAACUUAAAGAAAAUACUACUAAUCUCAAGACCAAAAACACUAAGCUUAAAGCUGAAGUAGUGAAAUUAAGAAAUAAUAUCGAAGAAAUCAAAUAG